AUGAAUAGCGACUGCAAGUCGAGACUGAAACAGGAGACGCUGAUAGUGGCAGAGCAGCGCCGUCACGAGCGACAAGAGCGAGACAAUCGGCUGACCGAACGUGACGCGAUGUCCCCAGUCGUGAACGGCUGCGUCGCGUUCCGUCUCAACAGCAGUGGGAUCCAGAGCAGUUGCCACCGUCGACAUUUGCCACAGGACUGCAUCGCCUUCUCGAGUCCGGCAGGACGGACCCUUUUCACCGAAGCCAUCACUAGCAGCGACCCGAAUUACAUGCAGAUCUACUUCCCACUGGCAGAGCAGUUCAUUACCCAAGGCGAGCCCGCGUUCUGCGGAUUAGCGACGCUGGCCAUGUGCUUGAACGCGCUGCAGAUCGACCCUGGUCGACUGUGGAAAGGGCCAUGGCGCUGGUUCAGUGAAGAGCUCUUUGAGUGCUGCACGUCGCUUCUAGUUGCCAAGGAGAAAGGCAUUAGCAUGUCGGAGUUUGUCUGUCUCGCGCGCUGCAACGGCGUCAUGACGGAGGAGUACCGGGCGACGAGCUCCUUGAUGCUCGAGCAGUUCCGAGCCAUUGUCCAGCACAGCUGCGCCACGAGUUCCGAGAUUGUCGUGCUGAACUACAGUCGCCAAGUGCUCGGCCAAAGUGGCGACGGACAUUUCUCGCCCAUUGGCGGGUACCACGUCGAGCGGGACAUGGUGCUGCUCAUGGAUGUGGCGAGGUUCAAGUACCCGCCCCAUUGGGUGAAGCUGUCGCAGGUGUUUGAGGCCAUGCAGCGUGUGGAUCAGUCCGUGGACUUACCUCGAGGACUCGUAGUGAUGACUAAGGGAAGUACAUGCAACGGACCCAACACCUGUGAAGCAGCGUGUCUACUGCGACGAGCAGCUAAGAGUGGUGAACAUGUUCGCAGCUCGCAGCCGUGUUGUGAGAGCUUGGCAGCAGUGGUGGCGGCUCGCCAUAUGGCGGACGCCACAUCGGUGACAUGA
This is a messenger RNA of Peronospora matthiolae, 978 nucleotides long. The record is from the annotation of a GenBank genome assembly. Lineage: Eukaryota; Oomycota; Peronosporomycetes; Peronosporales; Peronosporaceae.